AUGGGAGCUGCUAGCCUUUCGUCUACAACGGGCAACGCUGUCAAAGCCAAGGAAAUGCUUGACGAUGUCGAGCCUGGACUCACCAGACCCAAUUCAGCAAGCCCUGGGCAACCGUCUGAACAGUUCCAGGUCCAUGGAACAAGGCGAGAAAUCAAAACUCGCCACGCGCAAAUGCUUGCCAUUGGCGGCAGCAUCGGCACCAAUCUCUUCAUUGGCGUCGGCCAGGUCCUGGCCGUCGGCGGCCCUGGUCUCCUUCUCCUCGCAUUCGGCUUAAUGGCCAUCUUCGUCUACGGGAUGGUCACUCUCAUCUGCGAGCUCGGCUCAUUCGUUCCCGUUCCCGGAAACUCAAUGUCUGCACUGGGCAGUCGCUUUAUUUCGCGAUCAAUGGGUUUCGCUAUGGGUUGGCUGUACUUUUACUCCUUUGCUAUCAUCGUCGCCUACGAGCUCGCUGCCAUGGUUAUCAUUAUCGACUACUGGCCGAACAAUAUCAACCCGGCAGUAUGGAUAUCUGUUGGCUUCAUCUUCUUUCUGGUGCUGAAUCUCUGCCCAGUCGGCGUUUACGGCGAAUCAGAGUUCUGGUUCACGCUUGUCAAGAUUAUCAUGGCUACGGGGCUUUUACUCCUUUCUCUGGUGUUAAUGCUUGGUGGUGGUCCCACCCACGACCGUCUUGGAUAUCGCUACUGGUAUGACCCAGGAGCAGUCAAGUCCUACAUUGUCGACGGCGCCGGUGGCCGCUUCACUGCCUUUCUGUAUAUCUGGGUCUAUUCGGGAUUUUCCUUCUUCUUCGCGCCGGAGCAACUCAUUCUUGCUUCAGGUGAGAUGGUCAACCCGCGCAAGAACCUCCCUUCUGCUAGUCGGCGGUUCUUUUUCCGUCUCGUAUUCUUUUAUGUUCUCGGAGCUGCAGCAGUCGGUGUUAUUUGCCCAUCGAAUGCCCCGGGUCUCACAUCAGGGGCAGGAAAUGCCGACGCGUCUCCAUGGGUGAUUGCGAUUAGCAGCGCUGGCAUCGAUGUCCUUCCCUCCAUUAUCAACGCGGGUAUUUUGACAGCUGCUCUCUCAGCUGGGAACGCGUACCUCUACAUGUCAUCACGUGCCUUGUUUUCUCUCGCCACGGUUGGAGAUGCGCCCAAGGUCUUUACCCGUUGCACCAGCUGGGGCAUUCCAUUAUAUGCCAUCCUUGCUUCCAGCUGCUUUGGUUUCUUGGGGUUCCUCGUCCUUAACACCGAAGCAGGGCAAGUGUUCAACUGGUUCAUCAGCAUUACAAACACCGCCGGAUACACGUCUUGGAUUGCAUGCUGUGUCAUUUAUUUUCGCUUCCGCAAGGCAUGUGCAGAAAAGGGCGUAACUCCUCCUUAUCGCUCUGCUAUUCAGCCUUACGCUGCCCGAAUCUGCAUAGUGGUCUUUUCUAUCCUGCUACUUUGCAACGGCUUCACGGUCUUCUAUCCCGGAAGAUUCACGGCGAGUGGGUUUCUCACAACUUACAUUGGCAUCCCGAUUUUUGCCGCACUUUGGCUUGGCCACAAAUUCACUGCCGGAAGGCAUGACCCGUGGUGGCUCUCAAUCAGUGAUAUUGACCUGGUGACAGGUGUGGCCCAGGCUGAUGCUGAAGCUGAGAUGUGGAAUGCACUUGAAAAGGAACGUGAAGACAGCAAGUCCGCGAACAAGUGGACCAACCCGUUCAACAAAGUUCGAGCUCUUUGGAGUUAG
This is a messenger RNA of Clonostachys byssicola, 1704 nucleotides long. The record is from the annotation of a GenBank genome assembly. Lineage: Eukaryota; Fungi; Ascomycota; Sordariomycetes; Hypocreales; Bionectriaceae.